This is a messenger RNA of Gadus chalcogrammus (walleye pollock), 4477 nucleotides long. RefSeq names its product ras-related protein Rab-5A-like. The transcript is spliced from 6 exons. The coding region runs from base 242 to 892 and encodes 216 amino acids. The record is from RefSeq and is a predicted model, not a curated record. Lineage: Eukaryota; Metazoa; Chordata; Actinopteri; Gadiformes; Gadidae. Gene Ontology annotation, molecular function: GTP binding; GTPase activity.
CAUCGUCCUCCGUACAACGCCAAGGGGAAGUUGAUAAAAGUGGGAGUGGGACCUCGCAAAUCCUCAUCAAAUUCACUGUCCGCUAGCUCACUCACCCGUCGUAUUGUGAAUUACAAACCUGAAAACCUACCACUAUAUACUGUACUGGCACUGAUUCCCCCCUUGCGAAAGAGCCAGACUCAUCCAGGGUUACCACGGUAAAAGCGAGCGUGUGAGCGAGCCCUUGCGAGUGUGUUGUGACAUGGCAAACAGAGGCGGAGCCACGCGACCCAAUGGUCCCAACGCGGCUAAUAAGAUCUGCCAGUUCAAGCUGGUGCUUCUUGGGGAGUCUGCGGUGGGGAAGUCCAGCCUGGUGCUGCGCUUCGUCAAGGGCCAGUUCCACGAGUUCCAGGAGAGCACCAUCGGAGCUGCCUUCCUGACCCAGACAGUAUGUUUGGAUGACACAACGGUGAAGUUUGAGAUCUGGGAUACAGCCGGCCAGGAGCGCUACCACAGCCUGGCCCCCAUGUACUACCGUGGAGCACAGGCCGCCAUCGUUGUCUACGACAUCACCAACGAAGAGUCGUUUGUGCGGGCAAAGAACUGGGUGAAGGAGCUCCAGAGACAGGCCAGUCCCAACAUUGUAAUAGCCCUGGCUGGAAACAAGGCCGACCUUGCCAACAAAAGAACCCUCGACUUCCAGGAUGCCCAAUCGUAUGCAGAUGACAACAGCCUGCUCUUCAUGGAGACUUCAGCGAAGACGUCAAUGAACGUGAACGAGAUCUUCAUGGCCAUUGCAAAGAAGCUUCCCAAGAGCGAACCACAGGCGGGCGGAGCCAAUAGUGGGCGGAACCGAGGGGUGGACCUAACGGAAACCGCGCAGCCCGCCGGCCGCACCUGCUGCAGUACCUAGGCACCGCCCCUCUUCCCACUCUGACCCCAACCCCUCCCAAACACACACACACCUUCCUGCCCCGCCCCGCCCCACUCCAAGCAAGUCAACGUACGGAACAACAUCUGGAUUUUGGGCUUUUCUCCUUUCCUGCCAUCGGAUCUGACCCCAACCAACACCCCUCCCCCAGAAUAGCUAAAGACUCUGUAUAGCUGCGUUUCUAAUACUUUCUUUUGUUGGUCUUUUUUUUUUUUUUUUUUUACUUUUGUUUUAAAAAAUGGUGUAUAUCAGUAUAAUAAUGGAUGCAUGUAUCACUACACAACCCUAAAAGAGACACACGCACACACACACAAACACACACAUUGAAAAGAAUAUAUAUUUUAAUCAGUUGGACGACUAAUCCCUUACUUUCGAGCGAGAAUCUCAAGUAUAAAAAGGUGGGUGUGAUUGUUCAUGUUUUGUGUGUAUGCUAACAUUUUAAGUGUAACAGGGUUACGUGGACGGAGUUUGAACGAGGUUUCCUCAGAUACAUUCUGUAUGUGUGGGCGUUUUAAGUAGUUUUUUCCCCACCUGAUAGAUAAAAAAUAAAUAAAUAAUAAAUAUUUCCUAAAAAAAAAAAAGAUCUGGCAGCUGAUAGUCGUGUUAAAAACUUCACUCAGCACGCCACUACUUGGAAUAAGAGGAUUUUCCCCUCCGCUUUCAGACGCUGACCAACAUGCUAUGCGCCUGUGUAUAACAUGAGGACAAGCACACCUUCUGAAAAUGCUAAACUGGGGUUUCCCUUGCCCCUGGGCCAUGUCACAAACCGCCCAAUAAAAUGUUAUGACUAGUUGAUAUCACUCCACCAUUGAUGUAAAUAUGACUAAAGUUACGCUAAAUUAAGUAAUUGAUUAGGUUACUUCAUGAACGGUAACCAUAAGUUUGUAACGGGGAAAAAAAAAAUCCUGUGAAUUAUUUCUAGUUCAGUUGGUAGACGCACAUAAAAGGGCAAUUUCUUUUGUGGGCCCUUAUGUAGCUGGCUGACAGGAUUCCUGAGUUUAUCUGUGGUUGGGGAAACCCUUUCUUGACUUUUGAUUGGUCAAGGGUUGGCUCCUGUAACAUCACAGCAGCGUAGAGCUGAGUAUUGGUUGGCGUCGGAGAUUGUCAUUGAAAAUCAUAUACUUCCUAGCUCUGUGUUUGAUGACCUGUUUCAAGUGGUAGUGUUGGUUUCAGCUAGCAUAAAUGAUGGGUGGUUUAUAUUUCAAUCCGGACAAUACACUGACAACAAAAACAACCAUCUCAUGGCUGCAGAAAAAUUAUACUCAUGAUUUUGAGGUGCAAUGUUGUCUACCAUUUCACAAUUAAUCAGGAUGCAUCCACACAAGUGUACAGUUAAUUAAUACUAUGUUCCCCCCCCCCCCCCUCCUGUUGUUUUCACCUUGUCAUAAACUGGUCAACUGGUAAACAUUUUUGGUAUAUGUAGUGUUACUAACAUUUUCACCCCCACCCCAGCCCCACUCCUGGUGUCUUGUUACUUUUUUCUCAAAUGUCUUGAGGAACUUUUAUUGUGUUGCACAACAACUGUUGAUCGUGUUGCCGUGAGGGACGGCUCUCCUUCAAUUUUAUACGACGGACCGUAUUGGACUUUGCUAACGUACAGCUAGCGGGCUGCUAGCAGAUUUAACCCGACAGACGGUUGGCUGUUACAGCUCAAUGAAUUUUAAUGAUGUACAACAGCAUUACUAGUGAUGGGCUAAUCAGUUUCAGUGUCUGGAGAAACAAAAAAAUGUUAAUAAACUCAAUAAAUUAGGUCUUGUAUGUGUUCUUGCUCUGAGGAUUUCAAUACCGUGAACUUCUAGUUAUUUAAAACAAGAGGACGAAUGAUGGUUGUCUGUAAUAGGAGUCGUCUAUCAGGUUCCAUGAAGGUUUUCAAUGGUUAAGGAUGACUGACUGAAAUGUUUUCCUCUACUGAUACGAUGGGGGUGUCUAAAUUAAAUCGGGUCCACGUACUCAUCUCACGCUGGUUCUCUGGAUUUAACAGUUGAACCCUACCUUCCCCCUUAUGCCUCCUCUAUAACAGAAGCUGGCAAAUUAGUGGUCAUCUCUUCGCCUCUCCGACCCAUUGAUCGCAUCCAGGAACUUCUUGACAACCUGGCCCACCAUCUCAACGUCCAGCAACUCCUGGAGGCCAGAGGAGAUGGGACAAGGUGAUCACCCAGCCACCCGUGGGGAUGCCCUGCACCCAGAUGCCAGUAUUUUACAUUAAUUUUGUGCUAAAAUAACUGCCAUUUACUUGUACCGUUCUCAGCCUGACUAACACCAUUAUCACAUUGAAACAACUCUAUUCCAUGAUUUUGUAAGAACGGCACAAACCAAUAGUCACCAUUAGUAAAUGCAAAUAUGAAAUAAAUUAUUGAUCAGUGGCCUAAAUGCAUUUAUUCUACAUAACCUUCACACAUAGUAAGGUGUGAAUUGCAUUUAGGACGUUGAAACCCCUUCCAAAUAGGGGCCAGUUCCAAUGGCAGACUUCAGAACAACCAUUGCUGUUGACCAUAAUGACUUAUGAACCAGACACUAAUGUUGUUCACUAUUCGUUGUGGCUGGAUUAUCCAGGGUGUCUCCAAAUGGUACCCUUAAGUGACAUGAUAGUCCGGUUCUUGAAUGAGUGGCCUUCACAAAUGCAAACCAUGCAAUUUUGAUUAGCCUGAAAACAGGGAUUGGACUUGGAGAAAGUGUUUGUCAGAAGAUGAUCUGUUCAGAAGGAAAACCCAGUGGUGGGGUUGUAGGUCUUCCAUCAUAAGGGUUUUCCUCAAGAAAAUGUUCUUCUAUUGCAUCUGAGCAGAAAGCAGAUCAGGACCUUCCUGGUUCAGAUAGAGCUGGCUCUCGGAAAGAUGACAACUCUUUUUGAGAUGAGGCUAUUCUCAUGAGGCAGAGAAACUUGCUCAGGCUUCAAGAUCCGAGAGAAAUGUUUAAAUGUGUUCUAUGGUUCAUCGGUUUAAACCCUAGGCUGUGUCCUAGUCGCUGAGAGUCCCAUUUGGCCACUUCACCCUGCAGAAUCCGAGGGGCCCUCUUUUAGCACAUUCCAAUGAAUACAAUUAAUUAGUAGGCCUAAUUUACAUUUAAAUUAGGUAGUCAGAAAAAUAAGCCUCCAUCUUCUAUCCACAGCAGGUUCAGAGCUUUCGUUCAGUUUACUUCAGAAAAUCUUCAGAAUAAAGCUUUACAGCAGAGGGUGGUUAUCAUUAGUCACAUAGCCUACCUGUUAAUCGGAAAAUUGCACACAACAUUAAAACCAGUGUCUAAGAAGCAUGGCAUUACCAAGGUGCUGUUCGGUUUACUGAACUGAAAUAAACGCCAAGAGAACCAGCAGGUGAUUUAUUAGUGGAACCAAACGUAGCGUGAGAGCAUUUAUUAACCCACUUUCAUGACUGAACGUGUAUGUUAAAUGUAAUCCUUCAAUUCUGAAUCAAAAUCCAUAAAAACAUGAUUUAAUUCAAUAAGAUUUCCCUUGCACCAUGAUCAACGGAUGUUUAAAUAAUAUUCAUCAACCACCAGGUUAACACAAACCAAAUGGGCUAAGUUAGGGCAACAAAAACGACUGCUUGUUGAGCAUAUAUCUACAGCUAACAU